Tarenaya hassleriana is the source of this 1367-nucleotide messenger RNA. RefSeq names its product protein unc-45 homolog A. Lineage: Eukaryota; Viridiplantae; Streptophyta; Magnoliopsida; Brassicales; Cleomaceae. The record is from RefSeq and is a predicted model, not a curated record. The coding region runs from base 135 to 1004 and encodes 289 amino acids. The transcript is spliced from 3 exons. Gene Ontology annotation, molecular function: protein binding.
AUAAUUGCACAAUCCCAGCUCUUACACGCUUCACUCGUGAUUUUCGCUUCUCUCUCUCUCUCUCUCUCUCUCUCUCUCUCUCUCUCUCUCUCUCUCUCUUGAGGCCCAGAUUUUGUCUGAUCGUCGCCGGGGACAUGGCAUCGGCUUCGCCGGCGAGCAAGGUGGAGAAGGGUCACCAGCUGUACAGGGACGGGAGGUACAGCGAGGCUCUGGUGUUCUACACGGAGGCGCUCGCGGCGGCGAAGGCGAAGCCCCAGAAGAUCGCUCUCCACAGCAACCGCGCUGCUUGUUAUUUGAAAUUGCACGAUUUCAAACAGGCAGCCGUAGAAUGCACAUCAGUGCUUGAGCUCGAUCAGAAGCACAGUGGAGCACUGAUGCUCCGGGCACAGACAUUAGUCACUCUGAAGGAAUACCAUUCUGCUCUUUUUGAUGUUAACCGGCUUAUAGAGUUGAAUCCAGAUUCAGAGGUCUAUCUAAACCUCGAGGCAAGGCUGAGGACACAAUUGUCUCUUGCUCCAAUCCCUGAAUCUGAAGCAGAGUUGGAGGAAGAUGAUGAAGAAAUUGGAACAGCAGUGAGUGAAAAGGAGAGAGACGAAGAAAAGGGCAGUGGAAAAUAUAAAUCGGCGCUCUAUCAAAGGAAAGAUAAGACCUUUGAUUCAAUUGUUUCUUUUAAAAGAGAUGAGAGGACUGGAGAAACACAGACGGAAGUAGCAUCGCCAAAAACACCUGAGAUCAGAGAAUCCACCGAGCGAAUAACAGCAGCUGUAACUGGAAAGGUUGUUCCUAAAGAGCAGAAUGACAAGGGAACUGCCUCUCAAGAAUCCAAGGGAUGGCAAGCCAUCCCGAAACCGAAAGGCCACUCGACUCUGGACUACGCGCGUUGGGACAGAGUUGAAGAUGAUUCCAGUGAAGACGAUGAUGAUGACGAUGAAGAAGAAGAAGAAGAGUGUAGGCCUCAGUACCGGUUUCGUUUGAGAACUGCUGGGGUGCGGCCCGUGAAGUGAAACUAGAAUCUGUAGAUAUGGGUCUGGUCCUGGUUCUUCCUUUGGAAUGCUGCAUAGUUGCACAAAGAAGGUAUGGGAGAAGCUAUGGGAGAUGUAAAAGCAUAUACACACUUGCACAGCAUUGUUACACAUUGAUGGGAGACAAAGGUAUUGAACAAAGGGAGAGGUCUGGUCGUUGUUUUCUCAUCAGCAAAUGGCAUGAGAGGACAUCAUUUUCAAGAGGCGACUUGAGGGAUGAUGAUGAUGGGUCUUUAAGAAAGUUAUAUGUAUGUAUGCAUGUAUCGUUGUUGUACUGAAUGUACGAUGUUUUGGUGCAGAUUCAAGUCUUUUGAAGUCUGAAAGACAAUUAUCUCAUCUGUCAUA